This is a messenger RNA of Geodia barretti, 2805 nucleotides long. Lineage: Eukaryota; Metazoa; Porifera; Demospongiae; Tetractinellida; Geodiidae. The record is from the annotation of a GenBank genome assembly.
GACUUGGUUUUCACGCCAUAACUCUCUACCAUUUUAAAAAUGAAGUCAGUGUAGUGCGCUGAACCCGUUGGUGUCACUUUUUUACCUGUUUGUUUCACGUGGUGGCAGAAAACGUGGUAACAGACGGACAGACCGACCAAGUACAUUAACCCCGAAACUUAAUAAUAUCAAUAACAAACAUCAAAAUCACAACAAUGCAUGUUUGUAAAUAAUAACAAAUAGCCUAAGGCAAGUCUAUAAAUUGACUUUUUCACUUCUCAAACUUUCUAAUGGUACGACGCAUAGAGAUGAAACUACUAGGUUAGAUCGUUUCCAAGACAACAUGUUCCCAUGAUGACUACAUAUUGUUUGCCCCAACAACAAAUAGCUUCAGGCACUUUCUACUCAAACUUGGUAACGGCAUGCAUGGAGAUGAAAAUUGGUAUAUACACAGUGCUGGUGAAUAGAAAGUGUAUGCGCUUACUGAGGAUGUAAUUAGAGGUGGGUCAAUUCAUUUAAGCGCAUGCGCGAAGUGCAGUUCAUCCCUUGUUUUUCAAGCUAUAACUUUCGAACGCAGCAUUUUACCAAAAUCUUGAUUUUUAAAAUAAAGCAGUGUGGCACUGAACCCAUUGGUAUCGCUUAUUGGCCGUCUUGUUGGGCAUAGCGGCUGAAAACGUGGUAAGAGACAGACAGACGGAAUGACAAACCAAGUGCUAUAACCCUCGUGGCACAUGCGUGCCAAGGGUUGAAAAUACAUGCUACUGAGUAACCAACACCAAUAUAGAGUCUAAUAAAUGUCCACAAAAAGAACUUUUCAUCUAUCCUAAGCACACCAGCAGCAUGUCAAAUUGAGUUCAAGAGGGGCCCACCAGGCAACAAUAUAGGGAUUCUGUGAUUGGGUCGGACAUGUCACAGUGUGCUCAAAUCCCUAUCUUAUCUCCCUUUCUUUGUAUACAAUCCCUAUUAUGCCUCUUUUUUAAAUUCGCAGGAUUUUUCGUUUACUUGCAUUCUUAGCUAAAGGCCUUGAUACCAAGUAAGUAGAUAAGGUAAAGUAAAAAUAGAUACCUUAAUACAAUAACUGCAAGGGCUAUGUAAGCCCAGCCUGAGUCUGGCAACAAAAAAAGACGACAUCUGGCAGACCACCCACAAAAACGUCUAGUCUUUCUGGGGUGUACGUGCGCAUGCGUAUACGUGAUACGGGUGCUUAGUCAGCAAAAGCUCUGAUGUUGAAAGGAGGAGAAAUGGCGCAAUUGCUCUUGGUGCUGUCGAUAGUGGCACUGGCGUGGAGAGUUUCCGACUCAUGUCCCAAUGGGUACAGGCCAUUUUCCUGCACAGUGUGUAUAACAAUCGAUGAAGAUAUGCUACCAUUUUCUCAAACUGACUGUCCAUUGCUUGGCAUUGCUCUUGUAAUGGAUGAUGUGUGGAAUGAGUCACAUGUACUGCAGAGAUACUUGGAAGUGUUCAAUAAGCAACAACUCUGGACUGGUUAUGAACUCAGUACAGAUAGGGAAGCUGUUAUACCUAACACUACUCGGACACUUGGCUUGCCCAUCAUAGGGAACGAAGAAUGCAACAACUGUUGUUUAGCUUGGCAGUUGCACCCCUAUGGACUGGUUAGUGUUGACUGUGAAAAGGAAUUGCCUGCCAUCUGCACUAUGUCUGUAACUGAUGGAGAUAUUUUAAACGGGGAAUCUUCUGGUCUUGGACAAUGUCAAUAUGAUACAGAACCUGGUGAUGUAAAGCACCUUACUGCUUCUGCCGUCUCUCAGACUGAACUAACUGUUAUGUGGUCUCCUGCAGAACCUCUAGGGACAAGUGAUCCACUGUUAUUGCGCUAUGUCUUAUACUUCAGUUCUCGGGAUGUUAUUGAUGAAAAGAGUGAACAGAUGCCUGUGAUUCCACAACUACCUGAUGGUAGUGUUGAGGUUCAACUGUCGGAUUUAAGCAAAGGAACAAAAUACACUAUUGGUGUUGUUGCUAUUUCUACUAUAAUGCCACCAGCAGAAAAGUACCCUACACUGAAUACGGUUGUUUCCACCUAUGGAGAAGGUUUGCUUUAAGGUGGCGGUUCACCCUUAUAACCUGGAAGUAUGCGACAAUUCACUGCACAUUUCCAUGUUGUAAAUAUUAUACCUAUGCUAAGAAACAAGGUCUUUCUGAAUAUCUGCAUAUCUCUGGAGUAGAUACUACAGCAAGAGCAAGAGCAGGUUUUUAAUCAAUGCGUAUGUGUUUUAGCAACGCACUCUUACAGAAAUGUUUACGCACGAAAAACGCAUAAUACGACAGAAUUCACGACAGAAGCUGGCGUACGGACCACAUUUGAUGACGCACUGGGACUAUAAUACGUUGCCGCAAUGCUCAGAGACUGUAGAAUGCGUUCGCGUUAGUUUUACGUGGAUAUGACACCCCAUACGCGAGAUAUUUUGUCCCCAAGCGUUACUGCACUGAAACGCGGAUACGUCUAUGAAUGUAAUUAUCUGGCCACACUGUAUGUAUACUAGGUAAUUGGUCAACCAAUAGUUGUGGUCAUGUAUAUAGUUUUGAGAGUACUUCCUGCGUUGCAAGCUUGAACCACCACCUUAGAACUGAUGUGUGUCAGUACAAUACCAUGUGACGGCUUUGCAAGCAAGAACAGUCUACCUAUAAUAAUUCUUCUCCCUUGAGUUUUUACCUCAUAAAAUCUUUUUCAUGCAGCAUAAUAUAAAGUAGUGAUAGCAGAACCUUUGAGUAGGUUGUUGGGCAUGGAGUGUGUGGGUCAUCGGUAUGCAAUGGGUAACCUGCUUUCCUCGAACAGAUGUGCUUGCUUUCAUACAUUGGAGACAACAG